AUGGCGACCGCACGACGGAAACAGGCGUCUAAACAGACGGAUACGAACUGGGACACCGAGUACAAUACUCUCCGCCGGGAGAACCUCUUCCGCAACCCGCCGACCGACCACACUGCCUAUCCCAUGCUCCAGCUGGCCGUCGAUCCUCACAUCGAGUCUUUCAACGCCAUCUUCCCCGACGGCGAUGGGCACAGCGGCUUGCCCAAGAAGGGCCUCAUUGCACACAGCAUUGCCGACAUCGGCACCAAGGUGUUCCUCGACGGCGACGACUCGAUGCUCCCCGAGGAGCGCAACCGGAUUUCCAUCCGUUACAAGGACGUUUCGCUGCAGCGCUGCUACGUGCCGCCGAGCAACAAGUUUGCCAGGGUCCGCGAGAUUUUCCCGGCUGAGUGCAGAGAGCGCCAUGUUUCGUACCGCGGCCGCCUCACAGCGACCCUCGAGUACCAAAUCAACAACAGCGAGCCGCAGGAGAUUGUGCGCGAAUUCGGCCAGGUGCCUCUCAUGGUCAAGUCGAACCGCUGCCACCUGGAGGGCAUGUCCCCCGCGGCCCUGGUCGACCACAAGGAGGAGUCGGAGGAGCUUGGAGGUUACUUUAUCGUGAACGGCCUCGAGAAGAUUAUUCGUCUGCUGCAGGUCACCCGCCGCAACUUUCCCCAUGCCAUCAACCGGCCCAGCUUUCAGAACCGUGGCGCUUCAUACACACCAUUUGGUAUCAUCAUGCGCUCUGUGCGCCCCGACGAAACCUCCCAGACCAACGUCCUGCACUACCUCAAGGACGGUAACAUCACCUUCCGCUUCUCGUGGCGCAAGAACGAGUAUCUCGUGCCCGUCAUGAUGAUCCUCAAGGCCCUGGUGGAGACCAACGACCGUGCCAUCUUCGAGGCCAUUGUCGGCUCGGCUGGCUCCAAGGGCCUCGAGAACACCUUCUUGACCGACCGUGUCGAGCUGCUGCUGCGCACCUACGAGCACUACAACCUGUACACCAAGUCCGCCACGCGCGCCUAUCUGGGCGAAAAGUUUCGCAUUGUCCUGGGAGUGCCGAGCACCAUGUCCAACUACGACGUCGGCACCGAGUUCCUGCGCAAGAUUGUGCUCGUGCACCUCGGCAAUGUCAACGUCACCGAGGCGCAGGAUGCCGACAAGUUCCGCUCGCUGAUCUUCAUGGUCCGCAAGCUGUACGCCCUCGUGGCUGGCGACUGUGCCGUCGACAACCCCGAUGCAGUCCAGAACCAGGAGAUCCUGCUGGGUAGCUUCCUGUAUAGCCAGAUCCUCAAGGAGAAGCUCGAUGAGUUCCUGUCCGUAAACCUCCGUGAGUCUCUACGCUUUUACUGGCGACGGGCACCGGCAAACAACCUGCUCUCGGAGGGCUUCGCAAGGGACUUCCCUGCCAAUAUCUUCCGCCGUGCCAACGAAAAUCUCGGCAACUCCCUCGAAUACUUCUUGUCCACCGGCAACCUGCAGAGUCCGUCUGGUCUGGACCUGCAGCAAACCUCAGGUUUCACUGUCAUUGCUGAAAAGCUCAACUUUCUGCGUUUCAUCAGCCACUUCCGCAUGGUUCAUCGUGGUAGUUUCUUCGCUCAGCUCAAGACCACCACUGUGCGUAAGCUGCUGCCGGAGUCAUGGGGUUUCCUGUGCCCCGUGCACACCCCCGAUGGCUCACCCUGCGGGCUACUGAACCAUCUGGCACACAAGUGCAAGAUCAUGACUAAAGCCGUCGACGCCUCGGCGGUGCCGCGGCUCGCCGCCGAGCUGGGCGUGGUCGAGACAUCGUCUGCCGCCACGGACGAGAGCGUUGUCGUCAUGCUGGACGGCAAGGUCCUUGGCUGGUGCUCGCCCAAGGAGGCCAAGCGCCUGGCCGACACCAUCCGCUACUGGAAGGUCCAGGGCAAGAACAACGUGCCAGUCGAGCUCGAGAUCGGCUAUGUCCCGCAGUCCAACUCUGGCUCGUAUCCAGGGGUCUACAUGUCCUCGACUCCGUCUCGCAUGGUACGACCCGUCAAGUACCUGCCCACCGACCAGGACGACUUUGUCGGCCCGCACGAACAGGUGUACAUGUCGAUUGCCGUCACCGAGCCCGAGAUCAUCUCUGGCAAGACUACACAUGUCGAACUGCACCCGACCAACAUGCUCUCCAUCCUCGCCAACAUGACGCCCUUCUCCGACUUCAACCAGUCCCCCAGAAACAUGUACCAGUGCCAGAUGGGUAAGCAAACGAUGGGCACGCCUGGCACGGCCCUCCGCUACCGCACAGACAACAAGACCUACCGCAUCCAAACGGGCCAGACACCCGUCGUGCGCGCACCGCUCCACAACGCAUACGGAUUCGACAACUUCCCGAACGGCGCGAACGCGGUCGUCGCUGUCAUCUCGUACACGGGCUACGACAUGGACGACGGUAUGAUUAUCAACAAGUCGGCGCUCGACCGCGGCUUCGGCUACGGCUCCAUUUACAAGACCAAAAAGAUUACCCUCAAGGAGGAUACCAGGACUCGCACCGCUAAGCACGUGACGAAGAUGUUUGGUUUUGCCCCCGGCGCCUUUGUGAGCGGCCAGUCGCGUGCCAUGCUCGACGACGACGGCCUGCCGUACGUCGGGCUCAAGGUCAAGGAGGGCGAUGCGCUGUGCGCCUGGCACACAGUGUCGGCCGAUUACAGCGGUGCGCUCGUCAACCGCGACGGCCAGACCCACUUCGAGAAGUACAAAGACAGCGAAGAGGCCUACGUCGAGGAGGUACGUAUUAUUGGCAACGAGAACGGCAACGAGCCGAACCAGACCAUCUCCAUCAAGCUGCGCGUACCCCGCCUGCCCAUCAUCGGCGACAAGUUCUCGUCGCGUCACGGACAAAAGGGUGUCAUGUCGCAAAAGUGGCCAUCCAUCGAUAUGCCCUUCUCCGAGUCCGGCAUCCAGCCCGACGUCAUCAUCAAUCCCCACGCUUUCCCGUCGCGCAUGACCAUUGGCAUGUUUAUCGAGUCGCUGGCCGGCAAGGCGGGUGCACUGCAUGGCCUGGCCCAGGACUCGACGCCGUUCCAGUUCGACGAGGAGAACACGGCAGGCGACUACUUUGGCCACCAGUUGAUGAAGGCUGGCUUCAACUACCACGGCAACGAGCCGAUGUACUCGGGCAUUACGGGUGAGGAGCUCGCCGCCGACAUUUACGUGGGUGUUGUCUACUAUCAGCGUCUGCGCCACAUGGUCAACGACAAGUACCAGGUGCGUACCACGGGUCCUGUCGUUGCGACCACCGGCCAGCCUAUCAAGGGUCGUAAGCGUGGUGGUGGUAUCCGAGUCGGUGAGAUGGAACGUGAUGCGCUGUUGGCGCACGGCACGGCCUUUUUGCUGCAGGACCGCCUGCUCAACUGCUCCGACUACUCGCGCACAUGGAUCUGCCGCACGUGCGGCUCGUUCUUGUCGGUGCAGCCGACCGUAUCGCCGUUUGUCGGCAAGCGCAAGGCCAUCAACACGGUGCGCUGUCGCCGCUGCGCGUCGCGUGUCGAGGAUCUCGAGGAGCUGGUCGAGGUCGCCCGUAAGAGCGGCGCCGAUGGCAAGCCCACCAAGGAGACGCUGGCGCUGAUGGACCGCCUGGCGCGCGAGGAGAUCUGGGAGGACGGACACGGCGUGCAAUGGGUGGGCGGCACCGAUACCACGCAAGUAGUUGUGCCCGGCGCGCUGAAGUACCUGGACGUGGAGCUUGCAGCCAUGGGCGUGAAGCUCAAGUACCGCGUCGAUCCGAAGGAUGCGCCGCGUCGCGGUCCUCUGCGGCCUGCCCAGUGGGACGGCACGCAGCUGCAGGAGUUGACAGCGGCUGCCUCUGGUCAGUAA
Sporothrix schenckii 1099-18 is the source of this 3819-nucleotide messenger RNA. RefSeq names its product DNA-directed RNA polymerase I subunit RPA2. Gene Ontology annotation, biological process: DNA-templated transcription. Gene Ontology annotation, molecular function: DNA binding; DNA-directed RNA polymerase activity; ribonucleoside binding. The transcript has a single exon. The coding region runs from base 1 to 3819 and encodes 1272 amino acids. The record is from RefSeq and is a predicted model, not a curated record. Gene Ontology annotation, cellular component: nucleus; RNA polymerase I complex. NCBI's taxonomy places the organism in Eukaryota, Fungi, Ascomycota, Sordariomycetes, Ophiostomatales, Ophiostomataceae.